AUGGUACCUAGAAAGCUUCAUGAUCUAUUCAACAAGUUUGGUGUGGUGAAGGAUGUUUUCAUUCCACAAAAGAGGAAAGCAACAAAUACCAGAUUUGGGUUCAUGCGUUAUGAUUGUUCUAUUGCAGCUGAUGUAGCUGAACAAAAGGCCAAUGGUUUGUGGGUUGAUGAUAAGUCUUUAUCAGUUAAAAUUGCAGAAUAUGGUAAAGGAAUAGAGGAUAGGCAGAGGCAGAAACCUCUACCACCAAGAUACUUUGAACCUAGGAAGGCCAAUACUGCAGCAGCAAAACAGAUCUGGCAACAACGCACUGAUGGUAGGUCGUUUGUAGAGGUCACGAAGGGACCUGACCCCAGAUAUCAACCUUUGACAACUAUUAAAGUAGAUGAAAUCAGAAAUGGGUGGCUCUACGAAAGCAUGAUUAUGAGACUAAAACCACAUUACUUUGCUUAG
Messenger RNA from Camellia sinensis, 450 nucleotides. NCBI's taxonomy places the organism in Eukaryota, Viridiplantae, Streptophyta, Magnoliopsida, Ericales, Theaceae. The record is from RefSeq and is a predicted model, not a curated record.